AUGUCAACCUCCGCCUUCAAGUGCCACUAUAUCGAGCAUGUCGAAGACAUUGAAGACUACAAAAAUCACGGCUACCAUCCGAUUCACAUCGACGACCGUCUCCAAGACCGCUACCGCAUCGUUCACAAGCUUGGCCACGGCUCAUUCUCGACGGCUUGGCUGGCCCAUGACGAGCGGACUGCCAGCUAUGUCGCCGUCAAGGUCGGUACUGCUGAUGCUGAAACAAAAGAGCUGGACAUCUUGUCCCAAUUGACGCACGAGACCGCUCACGCGAAGACAAUGAUACCUGUCGUCCUGGAUCGGUUUGAGAUGAAUGGCCCGAAUGGCACUCAUCCAUGCCUUGUCACGGUGCCGGCGCGAUGUAGCCUGAGGGCUUCUAAGGAGGCUUCCAAGUUCAGGAUGUUCCAGCUCGAGGUUGCAAGAGCACUGGCGACGCAGCUUCUUCUCGCCAUCUCUUUCAUCCAUUCCCAAGGCUAUGCCCAUGGAGAUCUUCAUCUCGGGAACUUGCUCCUCCGAAUGGAUUCGUCUCUCGACAAACUGUCUGUGGAAGAGCUUUACGCCAAGUUGGGCGCCCCGGAGCGGGUAUCUGUUGAACGCGUCGAUGGCGCACCCACUUCAUCGGACCCAGGUGUUCCUGUGUACGCCGUCCCACCCGUAUGGCUCGGCAUCGCCAGUGACAAGCUUCCCCUGGGCGAAGCAAGACUCCUCUUGAGCGAUUUCGGCGUCGCGUUCCGCCCGGAAGACAAGGACCGCUUCGAGUCCUACACCCCCCUCAUCUACCGACCUCCCGAGGCUUUCUUCCAGCCGCCCAAGACGCCGCUGACCCUAGCAUCCGACAUAUGGAGUCUUGGUUGCGUUGUCUUCGAGCUCUUUGCGCACCGGUCACUCAUUGAUGGCAUAAUUACGCCACAAGACGAUAUCACGGUGCAGCAGGUCCACCUCCAAGGCCGUAUGCCUGAUGAGUGGUGGGAGAGCUGGGAAGAGCGCCCCAAGUAG
This is a messenger RNA of Sodiomyces alkalinus F11, 996 nucleotides long. Its product is annotated as kinase-like protein. The record is from RefSeq and is a predicted model, not a curated record. The transcript has 2 exons. Bases 1 to 996 code for a protein of 331 amino acids. Gene Ontology annotation, biological process: regulation of mRNA processing; spliceosomal complex assembly; protein phosphorylation. NCBI's taxonomy places the organism in Eukaryota, Fungi, Ascomycota, Sordariomycetes, Glomerellales, Plectosphaerellaceae. Gene Ontology annotation, molecular function: protein kinase activity; ATP binding.